UUAGGACUCUACAGUGCUCUGCAGUCAACCUCUGGACAUCCACCUGCGAGGACGGAGGUGUACGACCCCAUAUCCGGUGUAGUGAGACAUGACCGGCAUUUGAGAUUCGUGCACCCGUUUUUCCCUUUUUCUUUUUUUUUCGUCUCUAUUAUCUUUCCAUUAAUAAUUGCAAUCGAAUUCGUUUAAUGUUACGUAGAGUUUGGCGAUCUUUUUGUUAAAAAGGGAGUGAGAUAAUUCGGGGGAACACGUUGUGUUUACUGGAUAGACUCUCCCUCUCUCUAUUUUUUUUCAAGAUGCAUAAAUAUUAUUUCGGAUUAUUUCUAAUUAUUAUCGCGAUGUGUGCCAAAGUGUACACCGCGAAAAAGUGCGAAGGAAAUGGCCUAGGAUUGAAGUAUGUAUGGGGGGAUGCAUUAACAGACUCGCUAGAUUGCAUAGGACCUAAUAAUGUGCAAUAUCCUACAGCUGCGAUAUUGAGAACCUUUAAAAAUCUUUGGGCAAAUGGUCGAACCGCUAGAUAUCAUCAGUCUCAAACUACCGAUCCCAAAAUAACGAGACAAGCCCUUCUUCAUAAUUACAAACUCGCACAGGGAGAUUUCUCAAUAACGGGUCAUGCACGAAAUGGUCGAGGAUUUUCUGCAAAGGAAAGCUGCGGCUCUCCAAGCAGACUCUGUAAAACAAGGUAUAACACCACAGCACCUAUGUAUGGUGUCAGUUUGACGAGUGGUCAACCAGUGACAAUCGUACAAAAGUUUCCUGAUCUUCUUCAGCAAGUCGUAUUCGAAGUCUGCGAAUCGAAAGAAUGCGAUGUAGUCCAUGGUGAAUGCACGCAAACAUAUGUGCCUUACUUGUUUUUGGUGAUUCCUUUGGGGCCGGUGACCCUAACCGGUCAGGAUUACGUGCUGGUUGAGAGCGGUUGCGUCUGCAAGCCAAGGAAUUUGGCGAGUACAGCAUCCGAAGCGCCUGUUGUGCCAAGCUUCUAAGAAGCAUUUCUAAUUCAGAUAUGAAACGUUGAUGAUAAUGUCCAAUAAUUUCUUCGAUGAAGUUCUCUAAAAUUAAAGGGAGAAACACGAAGAAGGAUGAGACAUGAGGAGAUAUAAUACGAAUAUUGUGACGACGUAAAUGAAAAUUUAAAGGACCGACUCGUCGAUCGAAAUAGUGAACUUUUUCAGGCGAUCGUCGAAAUUAUAGGAAAAUGUGUUUGAUGGCAAACAAAAAAUAUGUACGCAAUACGCAUACUGUAUAAAGAAGUUCAAAUUUAACGUAAUUAAUUAAUAUUAACAAAAUGUUUAACUUGUAAGAAAAUAUGAUUAAUCUAUGUAAAACUAUUACAAAAUUAUCACGAGACUUUUAUGUUUUGUUGAUAAGGAUAUACAAAUCGUUUCUUCGCUCCUAUUAUUUAUAUAUACUGUAAUAUGUAAAAAAAAUUAUUUUUAUCGUA
Vespa velutina is the source of this 1438-nucleotide messenger RNA. RefSeq lists its product as uncharacterized. The record is from RefSeq and is a predicted model, not a curated record. Lineage: Eukaryota; Metazoa; Arthropoda; Insecta; Hymenoptera; Vespidae. The transcript is spliced from 5 exons. The coding region runs from base 294 to 980 and encodes 228 amino acids.